AUGGACUGGCUGACACUGGUAACACCUGAUGAAAUGGAACGAGUCGGUAAGAACGCAAACACUAUUGAGGAGCUAGAGACUGCAGUAAUGAAAUACGUGAGAAAUAAAAUGAAGGUCAAACACACAUAUGACCCAGUAUGUAGUGAAUGUGGUAGUAAGUCAAUUGUGGUAAUAGAUGGAGCAGAUACAUGCACACGUUGCGGAACUAGUGCUAUGAACAACUUCACAUACUACGUUAGUUACAAUCACAACAAGGACGACUACCUGAAAAAGAAGUCUUGUCAUAACAGAGUCCGUUGGUUUGAGAGACACUUAUUAGAGCAUGUUGCUUCAGGGGAUAGGGAUACCAUACGGGAGCAGUUUAGAAGCAUUGUAAGAUGUAUACAAAGACUUAGACUGCAACGGGGGCGCAAUAUAGUUAGAUAUAAGUUUUACCUAUUAAGGAUAGCCAGCAUGAACAACAUCAUGUUAAGAAACCCACCCGAGGACAUUAAGACUCAAAGAAUUGUAAAGUUAAGGAAGCCCGUAAAGGUAAUGAAAGAAGUUAAGGAACAGCCUGCUGUGGUCGCUCCACAGGAACAUGAGAUUGAUCCAUUUGGAACGUAUCUUGAGAAGCCUUCCUAUAGAAAGAUAGAAACUGCCGCAAAUGGUGCAGCGGUGACUUACUCAAUAACUCCAAACUUUAUGGAUCCCUUGGACCAGAUGACGGCAAGUAGGCAGGUUGUGAGGGGAAUUCUAGUGAACGAGUUGAAGAGAAUGGGAGGUCUAAAAUAUACGGAGACAAUUAAGGUGAGAAUGUCAAAGGAAAUUGGAAAUGAUAAAACAAAGAAAGAUUCAGUGUACUUUAAGUCAAAAACUGGAACUGCAACUAACUUUGAGGAUAUCGAAAGCACUGCAGCCCAAAAUCAACUGACCAUAUUGUCCAGAAUUGAAACUUUCCAGAACUUAGGUUCAAAUUGGAUUAUUCUGAACAUUGAGAGUCAUUAUGUUAAUAUUGCAAUGUAUAAACCUCUCAAGGGUAGUUCAUAUAUGAAAUUACCCGCAGACAUUAGUAAUCCAAAAUGCGGCUUAAUUAAUAUGCAAAACAAGGACGAAAAAUGCUUUAUGUGGUGUCAUGUGAGACAUUUAAGACCAAAGGUUAGGAGGGCAACUACCAUAACAAAGCAAGAUAGGGAGUUCGCGGAGAACCUGGAUUAUGAAGGUAUUGACUUUCCUGUCAAGAUAAGCGAUAUCAACAAAAUUGAAAGAAGAAAUUCAAUAAGCAUCUCAGUAUUCGGUUAUAAGGGAAAAAAGCAGUUCUACCCAAUCAGGAACUCUAAGACAAAAUAUGAUGAGCAUAUGGAGUUGCUGCUGUUAGGUGACAACAACGGUGGUAAUCAUUAUGUCCUAAUAAAGGAUGUAAAUAGAAUGCUCUUCAGUGUUAGCGGUAACUCAAACAAAAAACACUUCUGCUUGUAUUGUCUUCAUAGUUGCACUAGUGAGGAAACAUUAAAGAAACAUAGUGAGACAUGUGUUAGUGUAAAUGGGACUCAGGCCACGAAGCUUCCCAAUGCUGGUUCAAAAAUAAAGUUCGGUCAUCAUAGAAAUUCAAUGCCUGCUCCAUUUGUAAUCUAUGCUGACUUUGAAUCUAUGCUUGUUCCUGAGGAAAGGAAAGUGGAAUCUGAAGACCCUGAGGAGAAGAGUUCAACUGAGCUUUACCAGACACAUAAAGCUUGCAGUUUUGGGUUGAAGACAGUGUGUCACUACGAUGAUCAGUACUCAGGUGAAUAUACGAGUUACGUUGGUGAAGAUGCUACAGAGGUCUUCCUGAAGACAGUUCUGAAGGAAUCUAUCAGGUGCCGGGAAAUGGUGAACAAAAUCUUCAAGAAAAAGAUGGUAAUCACACCUGAACAAGAAGCUGAGUUCUGGAUGACAAGAAACUGCUCCAUCUGCAGCUGUGACUUAGGUGAUGAUAGAGUCAGGGACCAUGAUCAUGUAACUGGACUUUACCGCGGAGCUGCUCAUAAUAUGUGUAACUUGAAAUAUAGAAUUACAUGGAAACUUCCGGUGGUCGUCCAUAAUCUAAGAGGUUACGAUAGCCAUCUAAUAAUGCAGGAGAUUGGGAAGUUCAAGAUGAAUAUUAAUGUUGUUCCAAAUAACAUGGAAAAGUACAUUUCUUUCUCGUUAGGAAAAAGUCUUGUGUUUAUCGAUUCAAUUCAAUUCAUGGCUUCUUCUCUAGAGGCACUUGUGAAUAACCUUUCACCUGAAGACUUCAAGAUAGUCGGUAAGAGGUGGCAAGGAGAGGACUUCGAUCUUGUGAGACAGAAAGGAAUAUUUCCCUAUGAAUACUUAGAUGACAUCAGCAAACUAGACUCUGAGGGGCUUCCAAGUAAAGACAAGUUCUAUUCAUCUCUGUAUGAAUCUGAAGUAAAAGAAGAAGAUUACCAAAGAGCUUUAAAAGUUUGGGAUCACUUCGGAAUGAAAACGAUGAGGGACUACCAUGAUCUCUACCUUGAGACUGACGUUCUUCUGCUAGCGGAUGUCUUUGAGAAUUUCAGGAAGACCUGCCUGGAGAAUUACAAGCUUGACCCUGCACAUUACAUCUCAGCUCCUAGUUUAAGUUGGGACGCGUUCUUAAAACAGUCAGGUGAGGAAAUAGAGUUGGUAAGUGAUAUGGACAUGUUUCAGUUCUUUGAGAAGGGAAUGAGAGGUGGGGUAAGUCAUAUUGCUCAUAGACACUCCACGGCGAAUAAUAAGUACAUGGAAACGUAUGACGAAGAAGCUGAAAACAAGUUCCUUAUGUACCUCGACGCCAACAAUUUAUAUGGCUGGGCGAUGUCUCAACCUCUGCCUAAUGGUGAGUUUGAGUGGAUCGAGGAAGUUGACAAAAUAAAUAUUGAUGACUACUUAGGAGACGCUGGAAGGGGUAUGGUUCUUGAGGUUGACAUGGAAUAUCCAGCAGAACUUCAUGAACUUCAUAAUGGUUACCCUCUAGCUCCAGAGAGUAAGGAAAUUGAUGCGUCAAUGUUAUCAGACUAUGCGAAGGAUAUUGCUGAUAAAUUCCAGCUGACAAUUGGAGGUGUGCGGAAACUGGUGAACUCCUUGGGUCCUAGGAAGAAUUACGUUCUACAUGUAAGGAAUCUAAAACUGUAUACUGAACUCGGAAUGAAACUCACAAAGAUCCACAGAGCAGUCUCCUUCAAGCAGUCAACUUGGCUGAAACAGUACAUUGACUUCAAUACUCAAAAACGAUCUAUUGCAAAGAAUGCGUUUGAGAAAAACUUCUUCAAGCUUAUGAAUAAUUCCAUCUACGGAAAGACUAUGGAGAAUUUAAGGAAGAGAGUUGAUGUGAAGUUGGUGUCGUCGGAAAACGAUCUCCUUAAACUUACGGCGUCUCCAUGCUUCCAGUCACAUAGGAUUAUGAAUGAGAGCCUGAUCGUGGUAAAGAGAAUGAAGGAAGUGUUAA
Paramuricea clavata is the source of this 3445-nucleotide messenger RNA. The record is from the annotation of a GenBank genome assembly. Lineage: Eukaryota; Metazoa; Cnidaria; Anthozoa; Malacalcyonacea; Plexauridae.